This is a messenger RNA of Gadus chalcogrammus (walleye pollock), 1415 nucleotides long. It is a transcript of the gene dcps, whose product is annotated as decapping enzyme, scavenger. The record is from RefSeq and is a predicted model, not a curated record. Gene Ontology annotation, biological process: deadenylation-dependent decapping of nuclear-transcribed mRNA. The coding region runs from base 4 to 1071 and encodes 355 amino acids. Lineage: Eukaryota; Metazoa; Chordata; Actinopteri; Gadiformes; Gadidae. Gene Ontology annotation, cellular component: nucleus; P-body. The transcript is spliced from 6 exons. Gene Ontology annotation, molecular function: hydrolase activity; RNA 7-methylguanosine cap binding.
AAUAUGAGGAACACGCCCACUUCCGCUCUUUCGGCCAACCAUCUGUCUGUUCAUAACCAUUUGUGUUGUUCUCCAGGUGUAAACAUGGGAGAUGCACCUCUGAAGCGGGAGAAUGAAAGUGAUGAACUCGGACAGAAGGCUAAGAAACAAAAGGGAGAUCCGGAAGCUGACCCGAGUGGAAACGGAGAGGAAUGCGGCGAGGAGAAUAUCUUAUCUGGGUUUAAGACCACUGCUGUGUUGAAGGAUUCUGCACGGGAGAAGACCAUCUUCCUCCAUGGGAAGUUGGACGAGCAGGAGGCAGUGGUCAUCCUGCAGAAGACCCCCAUCACAGAGGUCUCCGUGGCGGAGAUGUUCGCUUGCUCAAAGCUGAAGCUGGAGAUGAGGAACGACAUCUACAGCACCUAUCAGCUCCAGCCUCCUGCUCACCUCAACGUGCUCAAGGCGACAGUGGUGUGCCCGGCCACAGAGAAGCACGUGAAGAAGUACCAGGUUCAGGAGAGCUUCCUGGUUGAGGAGACCGGAGAGGACUACCUCUCCAUCACUCUGCCCUACAUCCAGGAGAAGAGCUUCAGUCUGCAGUGGGUCUUCAACAUCCUGGAGAAGAAGGCGGAGGCGGACCGGAUAGUUUAUGAAGACCCUGACCCCGAUGUGGGCUUCGUUCUUCUGCCAGAUUUCAAAUGGGACCAAAAACAGACGCAUGAUCUGUACCUGAUAGCCAUCGUCCACCAGAGAGACCUGAAGAGUAUCAGAGAGCUCACAGCCGACCACCUGCCUCUGCUCCAGAACAUCUGCACCAAGGGGAAGGAGGCCAUCCUCAAGCGCUACGGCCUUCCCGCCAGCAAGCUGCGCGUGUACUUCCACUACCAGCCGUCGUACUACCACCUCCACGUCCACUUCACGGCGCUGGCCUCGGAGGCCCCCGGCAGCGGGGUGGAGCGGGCCCACCUGCUCUCCGACGUCAUCCAGAACCUCCGGGCGGACGGGGGGUUCUACCGUCAGCGGAGCCUCAGCUUCCCCCUCCGCGCCGACGACGGACUGCUCGCCAGGUUCCAGCAGGCGGGGCGGUUGUAGGGGGCGAGGUUCCAGAAGGGGCGGUGCGACGAUCUGUUUUUCGAAGGUUGAUGUUCGUUUUAACAACAGACCGUUGGGAAGAAUGUCACCACUGCCAUGGCAACGCAUUCAUUGUGUCUCCCGUCCUCCCGUUCUUCCAUAUUAAUAUUGAUCAUUGAUUGAUUGAUUGGUCAUGUCUGAGGCCCAGCUGAGCUCCUGGUCUCUGUGUUACCAGAACAGUACAGCUGUAUCUCUUCAUAGUGAUGGCACUGGGGUUUGGAUGUUUCACUUUUUUUACCAUUGUAUUUUUUUUACUAAUUGCAUUAUUCAAAUGUUUUAUUAAUCGACUUAAUAAAAUACUUUUU